Messenger RNA from Hyalella azteca, 2209 nucleotides. RefSeq names its product DNA/RNA-binding protein KIN17 (gene kin17). Gene Ontology annotation, biological process: DNA replication; DNA damage response. Lineage: Eukaryota; Metazoa; Arthropoda; Malacostraca; Amphipoda; Hyalellidae. Gene Ontology annotation, molecular function: double-stranded DNA binding. Gene Ontology annotation, cellular component: nucleus. The transcript has 2 exons. Bases 257 to 1438 code for a protein of 393 amino acids. The record is from RefSeq and is a predicted model, not a curated record.
CCAGCAAGAAAUUUUGUUGGACUCAUUGAAAAAACUAGUGCAAAGAUUAUCAGUAAAAAGCUUGCUCUGGUCUCUCAUCAAACUUGCACAAAAUUUUAGGAUAGUGCAUAAAGUUUGUCAUUUUUUGGUUGAUGCAUCAUGCAUGCCCUUCUCCAGACUGAUUGAUUGUUUAAGUUCUAUGCAGUUUAUUUGGAUCUUCUAGCAAAAAGGCAGGUGAGGGAGUUUUCUUUGCGUGCAACAACUAGAAGCCAUCACCAUGGGGAAAACUGAGAAGGGCACUCCCAAGGAUCUGGCAAACCGGAUGAAAGCAAAAGGUCUGCAAAAGCUACGGUGGUACUGCCAGAUGUGUCAGAAGCAGUGCAGGGACGAAAAUGGCUUCAAAUGCCACACAAUGAGUGAAAGUCAUCAGCGCCAACUACUUCUUUUUGCUGAAAAUCCUGACAAGUAUCUAGAUUCAUUUUCAGAAGACUUCUAUAAGGAUUACCUUGAUUUACUCAAAAGGAGAUUUGGAACAAAACGAGUGCAGGCUAAUAACGUGUAUCAGGAAUACAUACAUGAUCGAAACCACAUUCACAUGAAUGCUACUCAAUGGGAGACUCUCACAGAGUUUGUUAAAUGGCUUGGCCGCGAAGGUCAUUGCAUUGUUGAUGAAACGGAGAAAGGCUGGUUUGUGGCUUACAUUGACAGGGAUCCAGAGACUAUUUUGAGGCAAGAAAAACUGGCUAGAAAAGAGAAAAAUGAAAUGGAUGCUGAGGAGAGACACCGGCAGUUUAUUGAAAGACAAAUUGAAUUAGGACUUAAAACAGCUAAGAACAUUCCAGAUGCUGUGUAUACAGAUUUAAAACGUGAGGGAGAUGAACCAAUAAAGCUAAACCUGACUCUUGGCUCCACUUCAAAACCUUCCCUCAUACCAUCCACUUCUGCGUUGAAAAUUAAGUCCAACACAAAGUCAACAGACGGAGCAAAAAAUAAGGAUAUCAAUAAAAAACGAUCAGCAUUAGAAGAAAUCAUGGAGGAGGAGAAGAGAAAAAAGAAGCAUAUGGCUCAAGAGGAGGAUAAAGUCAGUACUGCUGCUGUAGUUGCUGAUGACCCCUGGAUUAUCAAAGACAUCGUUGUGAAGAUCAUCACUAAGAACUUGGGAGAGACCUACUACAAGCAGAAAGGCGUUGUGUAUGAAGUUGUUGAUCAGUACGGGGCUAAAGUGAAGCUAAUAGAUUCUAAGAAGAAACUGAAGCUCGAUCAGUCGCACCUGGAGACUGUCAUACCUGCAAUAGGGCGUCAGGUGGUGGUACUUAAGGGCCCUUAUAAACACUGCAAGGCUGAGCUCGUCACUUUGCAUAAAGAUAAAUUUGCUGCUACUGUGAGACUUAGCGACAGAGGAACACUAAUAGAAAAUCUUGCCUAUGAACAUUUUAGUAAAUACUGUCCUGCCGAAUGAUUUAUGUGUACAUAUACCUGAACUAAAUUUUAAGAAACUUGACUAACUUCUGUCCUGGACCUCCACAAAACUGUCUUUCCUACCCAAAUGUUAAUUUAAGUUCUUUCUUGCAUUUAGUUAAGACCUUGUGAUUAUAAUUUAAGCUUGACUCUAGUAUUUUGUUGAAUAACUUCUCCAUGGCCGUAUCUAAGUACAUUUUUUUAUCUGCUUGCGUUCAACAUGGAAUAAUUUUUAUUUUAUCUUGGUAUGUAUAACACUUUGUGAACCUACGAAACUGUUGAAAAAUAUUAGUAUAAUAGUUUAAAAGUGAUAGGCCUGGAUAUAGGUAGCUUAAAAUUUUGCAGAAGUACAGCCAAUCCUCUAACGUCCAAGACAUUCAAAAUUAUUCAUUGUUUGAACACAUCGUGGUUAAAAAUACUAUCUUCAGUAGUCUAAUUUUUUCCUCGAGCUUCUUGCUAGGCUUACUUAAACUCAGUGAGAGAUGCUGUUAUAACAGUAAUCACCUAGUAAUAUUGAAAUUGAGAAAUCGCUUCAAAUUUGCUGUUACUUGCGUAUCAGCCUCAUUCAUUGCGCUACUUCCCGUAACUCUACUCUACAGUAUCUGCUCGCUCACAGACGGAAAAGUGUUGAAAAGUCAUUUUGUAAUUUAAAUUUCCAAUCCUAGUUCUAUUGAUAUGGUGAUUUUGGAAUUCAUGCAUAGUUUCACCUAAGACCGUUUGAAAAAACGACCUAGUUACUAUCCGCUUGUUAUUAAUAGAUUUUUUCUCUUUG